AUGGGGGGCAAGAAUCCUGGCAACAAUGGCACUGGGAGCAGUACAGGCUUCCUGUCUUUAGGACACAAGGUGUUUGUGCUCCAUGAACACACCUCAACAAAUUGUGUUGGCUUCAUUGCAGGAUCUGGACAUGAUGGACCUUGGGAGUCCCUUCCAACUCAGGAUAUUCUGAUUGCUGAACUGCUACUUACAGCUUUUCGCAACCUUCCUGCUUGUUCUUCUUCACUGCCCCUGUUUGAAAGUGUCUUGAAGAUGAAAUUAUGUCCUGAAGGAAUUCUGGUUGUAUCACUCUGGUUUGCUGCAUUGGACCAACUGUGAGCUCUCUGGAAGCCAGAAUGUCUCCUCAUGCUCCCUCACCAAAAGUCAGAGCCUCUGUCAGAGGAAGCCAUGAGCACAACACAUGAGCCAUGCAUACUUGCUUUGCCCACAGUAAAGCAAUGUCUGUAGCAAGCCAGCAGAGAAACAACCCAAGGUACGGAUUUGAUUACACAGCUGAUGAAUUUCAGAAUCACCUGAGCACCCAGCAUCUUUCUUCUCUGCGCCUGCUGUCAUUAAGGCCACUCUCUAUUAAGGUCACUCUCUAUUAAGGUUUCAAGAUAUAUGAUCUAAAUAUCCAUACUAGAUGUGUCCGUUAAAAAGUGAAAAAGUGACUUAAAUGUAAAUGAAUUAUUAACAGAGAUGUCAAUAUUGGACUGUCUUGGUGUUGGGCUUCUUGGCUGUGUGAGUGCUUCUGGAGGAAGAAAAAACUGUGUACGAAGAGGUAAAGACUUCAGAAGAAAAAGUUACAGGAAGUACAUCUAUCUCUAUUAGAGAAACUAAAGCCUCUCUGGGAAUGGUGGCAUGUGAGGGGGGUUAAAGGGAUGAAAGGAAGGAUGGUGAUUCCCCAUGAGGUAACUUGAUGUCUGCCAUGCCACGAAGGGACAUGGCACUUAGCUACUCCUCAGUUGGACUACCAACUCUUUAAAGUAUGCCUGUGAUCCUCCUGCUUUCAUGCCUCUUAUGCUUGGUAAACUUAACGCACAGGAAAGGCUGAUGUGAUGAAGUAUGAGGUGAGAACCAAAUAGCCAAAUUUUGUAGUUGGAGCAGGAGCCAUGCUGACCUUUUUAUAAACCAUAAUGUAAUCCCAAACAACUGCAAAACUGCCAAAUAACAAAAAUCAAGCUGCUCCAUCCACUCGGACCAAAAUCCUGGCUCAGCAGGAGGCCUGUACACAGUGCCUGGAGACAACAACAAAGGACAAAGCUCUCCCCUGCAACACAGCCAGGACAGGCUUUGAACUCAGCCUCUGAAACUGCAAAGCGCUCAUUUUGUUGUCCAUGGAUAAUCCACCAGGCAAAAGCUGGACACUGCUGUCUUUUAUUCUGCCUAUGCAAUUGCAACGCUCAAAAAGAAAGCUCUUCUGAACUGCUGACGCCUGGACGGGCAGCCCCAAGGCGGGGCCAUUGGGAUUUAUUUAGUUCACUGCUGCAGAUGAUGCCUUUAGUGCCACAAACCGCCCUGGAGACAAGUCCUAAUCAUCUGGGGGGUGAUUAUGGUCAAUUCUUCCUCCCCAAACCCCCCAGACACAAAUCAGAUCCAAACUGGAGAGACAGGCAGGCACGGAAGAGGGGACACCGGCACCGCACAGCCCCCCCGAAGCCAUGUACAGGAGCAGCUUCCUCCGCGAGGUUCGCAAGGAGAAGUACGAGCGUUCGGACGCCUACGAUGAGCUGCGGGGCUCCCCCGAAUUUGACAGCUUGGCCCAAGCCCAAGGCCUGGAGAACCUGCAGGAACUCAACGAGCGCUUCGCCAGCUACAUCAACAGGGCGCGCGUGCUGGAGCAGCGCAACACCAUCCUGCGCAAGCAGCUGGAGACCUUCCAGCGCAUGGAUGAGCUGGUGGGCUUGGACGAAGCCUUCGCCGGGCAGAUCGAGUUCAACCGCCAACGAAUGCGGGAGCUGGCGUCCGACCGGGCCAAGCUGGAGCGGGAGGAGAAGGAUGCGCAGCGCAUGCUUGAUGAGUACCGCAACAAGUACCGAAAUGAACGUGAAUAUCAGCAGAAGCUAAAAGAGACCCUUGAACGCCUGAAUAAGGAAGCGGAUGAAGCCUUGCUGUGCAACCUGGAGCUGCAGAUCGAGUCCCAGUUCCUGCAGGAUGACAUUAAUGCCACAAAAGACAGAUAUAAGAAGAACCUCAUGGAAAUCCAGACCUACGUCAACAUUUUACAGCAGAUCAUCCAGACGACCCCUCGCGUGUCCCCUAUAACUACUGGCAUCCCUGAGGAAAAGCUUGUAGCAGAAAGGAGGAUCCCUGUUCUUCAGAGCCAGCUGGAGGAAUACAAGAGCAUCCUCUGCCAGCUACAGGCUCAAAAAUACAAGCUUCAGACAGAGACAACUAUGCUGGAGCAGGCGAUAAAAAAUACCCAGGAGAGUUAUGACGAUGAAAUUCAGCUUUACAACGAGCAGAUUGAGAACCUCAGGAAGGGGAUAGAAGAAGCAGAGAGGACCUUGGAGAAGUACACGACUGACUGCCGCCAGCUGGUGAUCUACCAGCAGUCCCUGGAGAAUGAGCUGGAGCGCUACAAGCGAAUCAUUGAGAACGAGGACAGCCGGUUAAACUCUGCUAUAGCAGGAACGCCAGUCACACUCUUCACGCAGAUCUAUAGACCUGUCCAGCCUCAAGCUUCGAGGGGAAGAGAUAUCACACAGGCUAUGCAAGAGAUUGCCAGUGUAAAGCCCAGACAAAAAGCGCUGACAAAGAAACUUUCCAGGAAAAAGGAGAUCCUGUCUAAAGACAUAACCGAUGGGCUCUCGCCUGAAAAAAUGUAUGAAAGAACUGUGGAAGUUUUUGACCAAGAUCAGCUGGAAUUUAGACAUGAAGGUUCAGUCACAUGUGAACCUGGGCAGGAGGAAUUAGAACUUGUUGAAAAAGAAGCAGUCCCAGAAGAUGUACCCGAUGGAGCCCAGAUAAGUAAAGCCUUUGAUAAAUUGUGUAACAUUGUGAGGGAGAAAAUCAGAGUUCACAAGAGACCAGAGGCUAAAGCUGAUUCCCACCCCAAAGGGCGUUAUGUGCUGGUAACAGGGGAGGAAAGCUAUGAAGAACCUUGCUUCUCGUCCAUCCCAGCUGGGGGAGGAAUCACAGUUUCUACCAGCAAUGGGAAGGUAACGAUUGGUGGUGAUGUGGAGCCCAUACCGGAGCUGCCUGAACCUACUGAACCAUCAGAAAAAGAGAAAAGGGACAUCUGUGAAAGGAGGGACGAGAUUGAAACCCAAGAUAAACUGAAAGAGGAGGAGAAAGAAGACCUGUUUGAAUGGGGCAAAAUAAGGGGGAAAAUUGAGCAAGUCACAAAGUAUCCAGACAUCUCGGAGCCUGAGGCAGUUCCUUCCCCGGGUCUGAUAAGCCCAGCUGAGCCAGGAGUACUUCAAGAGAUAGAGCAUGACCGAGAAGAUAAACAGGGCCUCCUGUUCCGGGAAGCAGGCUUGCCUGGCUCCGUGAGCUACGAGAAGGUGGAGGUGGUGGAGUCCAUCGAGAAGUUUUCAGAUGACAGAAUUCAGACAUAUGAAGAGACAGCUAUGAUUGUGGAGACCAUGAUAGAGAAGACAAGCAAGAAGAAACCGGGUGACAAAGGCUCUUAAAUGACAAGCAGUCAACUUGUCUGGCAUAGUUAUUAAAUGAUGUAAUUUUUUUUCCUGAUCGAAUGAUACAAUAGUGAGAUUUUUGCUGUUUGGUAUGGAACAGAUUGAUACUUUGAUGGCAAAAUUCUGUCUGAUGUAGGCUCGCCUGUGUUGUAACGAAUGUGAGACUGCUCCAGGACAAGGAGUAAUGGGCAGAUUCUAUGCAAUUUAUUUUCACAAUAAGGACAAGUUGAAAUCAAUCAUCAUUACAGAGCUGCCUGGCUUUCCAAAGUAUCCAGGGCAGAUUUGCCAGUGCGUAUUCCUCUACUUCUCCUAUAGCUGCCACAGGAUUCCCCAUCUCUCAGACAGCUGCAAAUGUUAACUUGUGACACCCAUUUCAUUUAAUAAAAGCUUUGCCUUCUACAGAAAGUACCCACUGUGGGUGUGUGUUGCCUUUACUGUUGAAUAACAGACUGCAUUGCUAAAAGUUAAUCGAUAGAUGUGCAGGAGUCUUUCCAAAGGAGGAGCUGGAAAUCGAGUUCUCUAACCCACUCCAAAUCUCUCUCACUUUGCUGUCUUUAACUAGAGGUAAUUUUGGCAGAACACUCUUUUUGGAUAUGAAGACAAACCUGCUGUGCUUGAAAUGAGCUCCUACUGCACAUCUACUCAGAAUAAAAAUUGAAGUUCCACCAAAAUAAAGCAGGGGAAAACCCUUCUAAAAUACUCUAAAGGUGUUAUUUUUUCCUUCAUCAGUAUAACUGAGGCAUUUAUGAGUGCAAACAAGCUUUUGAGCAGACUGCAGGCAAUUCAAAAGACUCUUUGUUUUGUUUGUUUCAUUUUUUUCUUGUUGCUUAUUUCCUUGGAUUGUAGCAUUGUACAGAGUUUGAUGCUGCCACAAUAUCCUGUUGCAUCCCGGUCACUUGGAGUGCCACAGAGCUCCAUGGGAACAAGGGCUGUUUGUCCAUGUGCCUGGAGAAGCACGAAGCAGCACUCCUGCAUCAGCUUCUUACAGCUUCCAGAAAUCCUUGACUCAGGAAAAAGAAAAGAAAAAGAAAAAAGGAGAAAAGAAAAGCAAAAGAAACCUUUGUGCAUGUGCUAAUGUAGAGCACUAUCUGAAAUAAGGCCUGAAUUCUGUUAUGCUCUUUGAGCUGUCAGCCACAACCAUGGCAGCAGACGAUGGGCAGAUCCUCAUAUUUCUCUAAACAUAUAGAGAAAAAAACACUAGGAAGUUAUUGUUCAUAAUGACAAUGAUGCAAUGUGUAGUAAAUCUCACCAUUUAUGGAUUAUCCACUGCUUUAAAUGCAGACUCUUAAACACUAACGCUGAGGCGUAGCAGUGAAAUAUGUGUGAGCAUUUAUUCAGGAAAGCCUGGGAUAAGACACAGGUUACUGCAGACACAUCGUCACCUCAGUGAUAAGAAGAACUAGAUGAGGAGAUUUCCAGCUGUCUUCUACUGCUGCAGGAAUGGUAAGAAAUUACAGCUGUGGUUAUUUUAAAACCACACAUAUGCUGCACUGUGGGGCUAUGUGUGCUUAAAACCUACCCAGAAAAUAUGGGUAGGAGGUAGAGGGAAAUAGGAUUUUUUGUGGAUCGAAGUGCUCCAAAGAGCAGAGAAAAAUACUGCUGUGGUAGAUCCUAUUAUUUCCUCGUAUGAAACAGUGCAAAAAUGUCAGUGUCUUCCUUCUUGAGCAUCCCCUUCCCCACUGAUAGCAGCAGUUCAGCAAUCACACAUCUGCAGAGCUUCCCUUGGAGCCACUGGGUUUGAGCCAUGUAAGCAAUGCCCAAUGCUCUUUCCAGCCUGCAUCCUUGAUCUUCUCUAUCCCAUCCUGCCACAAAGUUAACACCAAGCCUGCUGCUCUUCUCUUGUUCCUGUCCACUCUUGUAGAAUCAUGUUUGUUUUUUCAGUAACCAAGAUGGGAUGUAAGUUUCCUCAUCAGUAUGAGAUGCAGGAGGUUAGGAAGUCACCUCACUGACAGCACAGUGCCUCCCAUGUGCCGUCAGAUAAGCACUGAUGAUAGGACCUGCCAAUUUACAACAGCUCUUUAUUUCACUUGGAUUAUAAAACCUCAUCAUGGGGCUGUGGUUAAACAGUAUUCACCUGUUUCAAGAGUGUCAAUUUCCCCCUUAUUAUAAACGCUAACAAAUUAACUUUAUUUCCCAUCAGCAAGAUCAUAAAAACUUAGUCUAACUCGACAUAUUUUUCAGUGAUUCCCCUGAUGCAAAAAUUCUGAAGAAUCUGAAGUAGAUCUCUAUAUUGUACAUACAGGUAGCUGUAGAUGUACCCAUAGCAAAACCCACCAUUUCUGUUUAUCACUCAUUAUUGUGAUCUUUCACUUAAUAUAGUAUGUCAACAUUAGGAAAAUACAAUCAAUCAUAGCAUUUUGCUGUUAAAUAAGUUAUUUAAUGAUUGAACGGAACUGCAAAAUUACACAAAUGCAAUGGAAAGGGAUGCACACAUUCAUUUAAGAUUUCCAUGUGGACUUUUCUUAUUCCACAUUCCAGAAGUCCAUGAAUGUCUUCCAGUUUUAUCUGUUUCUUUGAACAGGUAAUAAGGUGUGUGUAUGUGUUAUACAUUACAUACCAUGUGUAUUCUUUAGGUAUUUAUAAGAAAAUAUAU
Meleagris gallopavo (turkey) is the source of this 6210-nucleotide messenger RNA. The record is from RefSeq and is a predicted model, not a curated record. NCBI's taxonomy places the organism in Eukaryota, Metazoa, Chordata, Aves, Galliformes, Phasianidae.